GGAGCCCGGCGGUGCCCUGGACUGUCACCUCCCGCUGCAGCAGCAGGUGCCCCGGGCCCGUGGGGGGCGCCUCCGCGGCGGCGGGGAGGGGUUGUGGGCUGGAGAGGCCGAGCCGGCUGCACGGCCUGGGGCCGGGGCCUGGGCCCGGCCCGCCGCCCCCCCACGCCUCGCUGGGCGCUCCGGGCGGCGGCGGUCCCGGCUCGGCGGCCGCCCGCACCGACAAGGAGACGGUGUACGAAUGGUUCGGGCUGGUGCUGGGCUCGGCGCAGCGCCUGGAGUUCAUGGUGGGGCUGCUGGACCUGUGCAACCCGCUGGAGCUGCGAUUCCUGGGCUCCUGCCUGGAGGACCUGGCCCGCAAGGACUACCACUGCCUCCGCGACUCGGAGGCCAAGGCCAACGGGCUCAGCGACCCCGGGCAGCUCGGCGACUUCCGCGACCCCGCCGUGCGCUCCAAGCUCAUCGUCUACCUGGCCCUGCUGGGCUCCGAGAACCGCGAGGCCGCCGGCCGCCUGCACCGCCUCCUGCCCCAGGUGGACUCCAUCCUGCAGAGCUGCCCGGCGGCGCGGCGGGCCCCGGCCGAGGAGGAGGAAGAAGAGGAGGAGGAGGAGGAGGGGGACGUGGUGGUGGUGAUGGACGGAGCCGCCGAGAACGGGCAGGCCGGGCUCCCCGCCGCCCAGGGCCUGGGCUGCGGCGCGCAGGAGGAGCUGCUCCUGCUCUUCACCAUGGCCUCGCUGCACCCGGCCUUCUCCUUCCACCAGCGGGUCACCCUGCGGGAGCACCUGGAGCGGCUGCGGAGGGCCCUGUACGGGGACCAGGAGGAGGAGGAGGAGGGCUUCGGCCGCCACCCAGCCCAGAACGACUUUUCCCAUGGUGACUGCAUGUCAAGUAAUGAAAACAGUUUGCUAGAACGAACCACAGCACCUCAUGAUGGACUCCCAAUGGCUUCCCACAGACCUCAGAGAGAAGCUGUACACAUUGAGAAGAUAACCCUGAAAGACGUAUCAAGAAAAAGGGCUGACAAACAUUUGGAGUACACAUUCAAAGUAACCUGGUCCGAUUUUUCUGUGACAUGUGUAACAAAAACACAUCAAGAGCUUCAGGAAUUCCUGCUAAAACUCCCAAAGGAACUGUCUUCUGAAGCAUUUGACAAGGCUAUUUUAAGAGCACUAAAUCAGGGUUUUCAGAAGAGGGAAGAACGAAGGCAUGCUGAUCUUGAGCCCAUAAUCAGGCAGCUAUUUUCAAAUACAUCACAAGCUUUUCUGCAGAAUCAGAGAGUAUACAACUUCUUCCAGUCAAUUUCAUCAGAAUCUUUGCACACUCACAGUAACUUACAACCCUCUUUGAAGACGGUUAAGACAGCAGAACACUUCAAGGAGGACAGUUCAGAAGCUUCAAGUCAGGAGGAAGAUGUAAUGCAGCACACAGCAGUUCACAAGAAACAUAAUGGAAAAAGUCCUGUUGCCAACACUAGCAGUGCAAAAUGUUCUUCACUGGAUAGCCUUAACAUUCAGCACUCAGAGCAGAAUGGGGUAAUGGACUGGAGGAGGAAAAGCUGUAUUGUCCAACAGCACCCAGAGCACUGUACUAACCUACUUGACCAGCACACAGUGGAAAAACGAAGUCUGUCUACAGUAAGCAAGAAGAAAGGAAAGCCACAGCUGGAAAAGGAGAAAGCAAAGAAAACUGACUGCAGGUUGACUAACAGGAGCAAUGGAGUUCGAGUUGCAGCAUCACAGCACAUCCGUACCGGGACAGCAAAAGAUCUGAAUUUGGAUGCUGGAUCUGGUCAUGAUACGUGUGGAGAAACAUCAUCUGAAAGUUACAGCUCUCCUUCUAGUCCACGACAUGAUGGGCAGGAAAGCUUUGAUAGUGAAGAAGAAAAAGACAGAGAUACAGACAGCAAUUCUGAGGACUCUGGGAAUCAAAAUACAACCAGGUUUACAGGCUACAGUGCUGUCAGUUCAUCAAAUAUGAACAAAUCAUCUGCUCAGAUCUCUGCAGUGAAUAAUGAAAAUGGGAGCCUUUCAGAAGAUCCUUUGAAUGCAAAGUUUCAGCAUAUUUCCUUCAUGCCUGCCUUACACUGUGUGAUGCACAGCGCUGCCCAAAAGCCUGAAGCAGUUGUCCCACCACCCAUAUCUGCAGAUGGUAAAACCAUGGGAAUGCUGGUUACCACACCUGUCGCUGUCUCACCGGUGAGAGAGGCUGCGAACUCCCCUCCUGCGGGAAUGGGCCCAGUGACCUCUGGUGAAUCUGAGAAACGCCUUGAGCUCAUGGCUUCCCCUUUGCCAGUCCCAUCCUCUUUCCUUCCACAUUCUGUCCAGCCUGGUAGCCCUGCUUUGCAUUUGGCAAUACAUAGGUUGAAAAUCCCCUCUCCACAGGGAUCAUCAGAAAGUUGCACAGUUAAUGGACCACAGCAGCCGACAGGAAACUUAAGUAUCGGAUCACCAAAUACUGCCUUUAUCCCAGUCCACAAUCCAGGUAGUUUCCCAGGAUCCCCAGUUCCUACUACAGAUCCCAUCACAAAACCUGCAUCCCAGGUGGUAGGACUGAAUCAAAUGGUGCCUCACAUUGAGGGAAACCCAGGAGCAAUCCCUCAGCCUACCAAUCUCAAGGUAGUUCUUCCAGCAGCUGGUCUCUCCACAGCAGCACCACCACCUCCACCAGCUUCGUACGCUUUGCCAGGCAGCCCUCACGGUACCAGUGUGCUGCCCAACCAGAAUACAAACGUGCUGAGCACUGGAGCAACUUCCUCACCUCCUCAGUCUGCUGGCCUCGGUCAGGUCCAGUCCACUGUUCCUCCUGCAAUCCCAACACACACGCCAGGCCCUGCCCCCAGCCCAAGCCCCGCUCUAACACACAGCACUGCACAGAGUGACAGCACAUCCUACAUAAACGCUGUUGGGAAUAAUAACACUAACGGGACAAUGUUACCUCCGCAGCAGUUGGGAUCUGGCCCUUGUGGCUCUUGUGGACGUAGGUGUAGCUGUGGGACCAAUGGCAGCCUUCAGAUUAAUAGCUAUUUUUAUCAUAACCCACUUCCUGGACAAGUCUACAGAGUUCCAUCUUUCUUCACUCUGCCAUCACUUUGCAAUGGCAGCUACCUCAAUCAAGCACAUCAAAGCAAUGGAACACAACUUCCAUUCUUCCUGCCUCAGUCUCCGUAUGCAAACGGGCUUAUGCAUGACCCAGUGAUGGGAAGCCAAGCCAACUAUGGUAUGCAGCAGAUGGCAGGAUUUGGGAGGUUCUAUCCUGUAUAUCCAGCACCUAACGUAGUUGCCAACACGAAUGGGUCAGGACCCAAGAAGAAUGGGAACGUUUCAUGUUACAAUUGUGGUGUAAGUGGACACUAUGCGCAGGACUGUAAGCAGUCAUCCAUGGAGGCCAGUCAACAAGGCACUUACAGACUGAGAUACGCACCUCCCCCUCCCCCUUCCAAUGAUACCUUGGAUUCUGCAGACUGAAACAAGUAAACAUUGCCUACUUAAAGUGAAGCUUGGGAAAUCUGGGGGAAGGUGUGUGUGGGAGGGGGAGGUUGGUCUUGUGUUUUGGGACAUUCCCGGUUUUAUAUUCUUUUGGAAUUUUUCAUUGCUUUUGCACCUCUGUUCCAUACAAAAGAAGAAGGCUGAGUCCCUGGUCUCCUCCUGGUUCUACAAGAGGCUUGCGUAAUGCAUGUAAUUCACACACACAGCCAAACAAUCAGACAGAGCAUUCGAACCAUGCUUUUGCACUGAAGACUUGAGACAUGUGCAAUGUUUACUGCAGUU
Messenger RNA from Camarhynchus parvulus, 3764 nucleotides. It is a transcript of the gene ZCCHC2, whose product is annotated as zinc finger CCHC-type containing 2. NCBI's taxonomy places the organism in Eukaryota, Metazoa, Chordata, Aves, Passeriformes, Thraupidae. Gene Ontology annotation, molecular function: phosphatidylinositol binding; zinc ion binding; nucleic acid binding. The transcript has 14 exons. The coding region runs from base 282 to 3461 and encodes 1059 amino acids. The record is from RefSeq and is a predicted model, not a curated record.